Spodoptera frugiperda (fall armyworm) is the source of this 4234-nucleotide messenger RNA. RefSeq lists its product as uncharacterized. Gene Ontology annotation, molecular function: transmembrane receptor protein tyrosine kinase activity; ATP binding. The record is from RefSeq and is a predicted model, not a curated record. The transcript is spliced from 7 exons. The coding region runs from base 50 to 3505 and encodes 1151 amino acids. NCBI's taxonomy places the organism in Eukaryota, Metazoa, Arthropoda, Insecta, Lepidoptera, Noctuidae. Gene Ontology annotation, biological process: cell surface receptor protein tyrosine kinase signaling pathway; protein phosphorylation; positive regulation of kinase activity. Gene Ontology annotation, cellular component: signaling receptor complex.
CGGCAGCAGUACCUCGGGGACCACGCGACCGUGCGCACUCGCCUCCGCCAUGUGCCGCGCCAUGUUCCGCGUCGCGGGCCGCGCGCCGGCGCUGCUGCUGCUGCUGGCUGCCGCCGCUGCCCUCGCUGCCGACGCUGCCGACGCUGCCGACCACUUCUCGCCCAACUGCGCUAAGCUCCAUAAACACGGCAUCAAACAAGAAUGGCAGCGCAUUGGCAGCCUGCGCGAGAGGGCCAGGGAGCGGCCGCUGCAGCUGUACUGGGGCAGCGCGGCCGGGCGCGCCGCGUCCGCGCUGCUGCUGGUGCUGCUGCGCCACCUGUACAGCUACGACUCGCUGGAGCUCAUUGAGGGCCCGCUGUCCACCACGCAACUCGCAGAAAUACUGCCGGAAAAAGGUGACCACAGUUACAAGACAUGGGUGAUAGCUUUGUCAACUGCAUGGGUCCCUGGACCUAUAAAACCGUGGGUUGAGGGAUCAGGAUCAAACGGCGGGCUCGCUGGGCCUCGCCUGGCCGAGUUUGGUGCGAGCCCCGUGUCUGCGCGGCGCCGCCUGUUCGUCUGGCUCGCACCACACGUCCGCGCGUUCAACGACUGCAUGACCAUGCAGUGGCCCUUCGACGUCAACGAAACGACGCGCCUACAUUGUGGUUUCAUCGAUCCAAAAGUUCCACGUGACAACAGUACAGUAGAAGUACUCAGUAUCGACGACAGUGCCACGCUGGACCAGCUGCUGAAACGGGCGCGCGCUGCCGAAUCUCCGCUGCUAGCACGUCAAGUCAACUACACCGUUUUCUUCAACACAUUGAGGACUGCCAAUCACUCAUUUUUAUUCCUGGACUUUGACAUUUGGUCAGGAGAGCCAGGUGUACGAGCGAUAGAGCCUCCUCCUUGCGUGUAUGGAGGUUCCACAUCUUGUGUAAGAGAACUAGAUUCUGCCAUUAGUCUGCGCGUCGCCGACGUCGAAAAACUACAAGUGUACGCGCCCCUAUUAUUUAUGUUUGUACAUGAAUUUGAUCCACCACCUGAAGCUCUGCGCUACAUCCUCGAGAAGGAAGCAAGUGGCACAAAUAUUGAGGAGGCUGCUUGUGCCUGGGUCGACAAGAAGAAAGUACAUUAUUACAAUCACACCAACAGAGAGAAAUAUAAUACUAUUAACAACAUAGUGGUCAUUUAUAUGUGCGAUUAUUACGGAGUUUCUUAUAACAACCUUUUAUUGGACGUUAAGGGUUUUUUGGAGAAGCAACUCGAAAAAAAUUACAACAAAAUGAAUAUUGGAUUACACAGAUUUUUUGUAAAUUGUUCUGACAAUUACGAUAUGAGCAAAAGAUUAUCAGACUUGACGGGCCUGAUGGUAAUUAACCGCAUGCUGGGCGUGGUGUCCUUGGCUCCCGAUGGAGCAUUGCAGACGUCUGCAGUGGCUGCGGCAAACAAGGUGCCGCUGCUGCUGGUGGACGUGGCGCCGGAGGACAGCUGCAGCGCGGCGGCAGGCACCACCUGGUGGGUGGCGGGCAGUCCGCGCCACCUGGCGCGAGCCCUGGCCCACUUCGUGCUGGCCGCGGGCUGGAAGCGCCUCGCCGUAAUCUCUGACGACACUCUGCUAGCUCAGCAGUACAAUGCCGCAGUCAAACUAAACACGACAAUUGUUUCGCGUGUGUUUCACAUAAACACUGGCUUAACCGAUAAUGACAUACAUCGAACUUUAGACGACUUGCGCGCUACAAAAGCACGUAUCAUUUUUAUAAAUGCAAACGCUGGCUCUGCCACUGCAAUAUUUGAAGCGGCAGUGCAACGUCGCAUGACGUUCUCCAAGGGCUUUAUUUGGAUAAUGCGUGACUGGGAGCAACAUAACAAAACCGUGUGCAAUAGUGAGAAACACUUCACAGUAUCGUUUUGGAACCAUUCACCUUCAAAUGAUGGAAAUAACGACAAUUCUGCAACCGUGCCAGAUAGAAUUCUGGAGAAACAUAAAAGUCUGCCUCGAGCCGCUGCGUGCAUCAAUGCAUUUCUCACUCUCGUAUUGGGUUUCAAAAACUUCUCUCGGAGUGUGUAUCGGGACCUCCGCAAUGAUGAUGUGAUCAAGUCGUUUAAUGAAAGUGUAGUGAAGUCGCCGGUCACAGGCGUCCCUCACUCUCACCCGCUGCGCUACAAGAACCGGGUGCUCGAGGACACGUAUGUGUACAUCGAGGAAUGGUGCGGCGGUCAGGUCUCGCGGCGGCUAGCCACGUGGCGCGUCAACGUCACCAGCGGCGCCGUGCGUCAGUGGGGCGCCAGCGACGUCGCCGAUCUGCCGCACGACGACGGCACCUCCAGCUGCUGGAUAACCUCCGGCGACCCCUUUGACCCCGUGUGCUACGAUGUGGCGGUCGCCUGUGUGCUGCUGCUGCUGCCGCUGAUGCUCGUCGCUGUGCUGCUAGUGCGCCGACGCCUAGCGCGGCUGGCGCACGAGCAGCAAAUCCAUGCCAUCGCUCGGCGCCAGCACGUGGCCACGGUACUGGCCGACUACCUGGUGGAGCGAGACUCGCUGGAACUGCACUCGCAACUUGGAGAGGGUCGGUUCGGAACCGUCCGCCUGGCACGGUUACGCACACCUGGACGCAACCCACGCUACGUCGCCGCGAAAGCUCUGCGGGACAACGCUGCACCUACUGAUGAAAGUGAAUUCUUACGUGAAGCCUGUAUGAUCGCCUCUCUCGAUCACGCGCAUAUUGUUCGUCUGGUCGGUGUGUGCAUCGCAGAUGGACCUCCGCUGGUACUUAUGGACCUAGCAUUUUUUGGUGAUUUGUUGGGCUAUCUGCGUGCGCGGCGCCACCUCGUGGACGGAACCGGGUCAGAAGAAACGACGGAGUGUGAUGAGGCGGAGCACGUUUCUGCCGAAACUCUGACGCGCCUAGCUCGCGAGGCCGCCGAGGCGUUGCAGUACUUAGCUGGGCGCGGGGUCGUACACCGCGACGUGCGCGCUGCCAACUGCCUGAUUGACAAGCGGCGCUCGCUUAAGCUUGCGGACUUCGGCAUGGCACGAGAUACGGUGGCGGGAGCAGACGGCGCAUUCGCGUACUCGUGCCGGCGCAGGGCUCUGUUCCCUGUGCUAUGGAUGGCACCCGAAAGCCUCGCACACGGCGUCUUUUCGGCUGCAUCGGAUGUCUGGGCCUUCGGUGUACUAGUGCUGGAGUUGGUAACCCUGGGAGCGCGACCUUACGGCACCAUGUCUCCGAUUCGCGUGCUGGACUACGUCGCGAGUGGAGGGUCGCCGCCACUACCGCUGGAUGCCACGCAACAAACGCGCGGGCUGACUCAGCUCUGCUGGCAGCGCACGGCCGAGCGGCGGCCGAGCGCGACGGAGCUGGCGGCGUACUUGGCGGCUUGGCCGCGGGCGCUGCAUCCAGUGCUGACGGACGAGCGCGAUGCCGACAGCGGCUUCGGAGAGUCUCCGUCUACUGAGCUGCUGCCUCCUGAGUCACCAGCACACACUCACGAUCAGCUCGACAUCUUGGCUGCCACUCCCUGACGAUCAGCCGUUGGUAGCAGCGGCAUCCAGCCCAGCGACGUGGUGACUGCGCCAGCCGGCAGCGGCACGUGGCUCGCGAUGUCGCCUGCUCCACCGGCCGUCGCGCGGCGUCGGUUCUCCGAGCUAGUUCUGUUUACGGCAUUCCUAAUAUACUGUCAUCAUUCUAUCCUCGGACUACCAACACAGAACAUAAGUACAGUGUCGGCUGAAUAGAAAAUUCAUCCUGCUUACAUCUUGCACCAAGUUUCGAAGUAUUUAUAUUAAUAGGUCAGCGUUUGGCCACUGUCUCGCUUGGUGGCCAACGAUGGAACACGCCUAGGUGUAAGCAAGCUAUUUACUCAAGACUGGAAGACGUGUCCAUCAUUGCUGAACAUCCAUCAUUGCGUCCUCUGGGCGCGCCUCUUGAUGCGUACAGGGGCUUCGAGCUGACAUUUAGCCCAGUCAUCUGACGCGGCGAGUCCGCAAAUAGAGGUUUAUGGAUGUUCGCCUAUGGACGAGGGUGUCUCAGCCUCCGUAAGCUCCUAUUCAGCCCCUAUCUUUGUCUGAACUCCAUGAUCCUAGGAUUAAAUGAAAUGAAAUGCAGUUAAUGUAGGUAUGACCAAAACAUAAGUAAGUAAACCCUAUAAGUAUACACAGUGAGACUGUUUACUGUUCCUGUUAAUAAAAAAAUAUUACCAAUAAAUGUCUACCUUUAGCUACUUAGUUACCUAAAGUAAGAUAUAGAAGUUU